GGCGAGAACGAAAAGCUCCAUCCGCGCCCGGUGGCUGCGCGGCGCGUUUGGAAUAAUUAUUAAAAUGAGCAUGUGUCUGCGCCAUCCUGUGGGUGUGGCGCGGAGCAGCGUGUAAACUCCGGCAGGGCGGGAGGAGCGGCCGUCGGGUUGCAGGCAGUCAGGCUGCCCGGCAGAGGAAGGCGCGAGGAGGCGAGCCCGGCAGCAGCAUGGCUUCGUCGCAAGGCAAGAGUGAGCUGAAAUUCGCAGACUGGAUGGCAACUUUGCCAGAAAGCAUCCACAGCCUCCCCCUCACCAACCUAGCGAUCCCAGGGUCUCACGACUCCUUUAGCUUCUACAUAGACGAAGCCUCUCCCGUUGGACCUGAACAACCAGAAACUGUCCAGAAUUUUGUCUCCGUAUUUGGGACUGUGGCUAAAAAGUUGAUGAGAAAGUGGUUGGCAACACAGACGAUGAACUUUACUAGCCAGCUGGGUGCAGGUAUACGAUAUUUUGAUCUCAGAAUUUCCACUAAACCCAGAGACCCUGACAAUGAACUUUACUUUGCUCAUGGUUUAUUCAGUGCCAAAGUCAAUGAGGGCCUUGAAGAGAUCAACGCAUUUCUGACUGACCACCAUAAAGAAGUGGUCUUCUUGGACUUCAAUCAUUUCUAUGGGAUGCAGAAAUAUCAUCAUGAGAACCUGGUCCAAAUGCUCAGAGGCACCUUUGGAAAUAAAAUGUGCCCUGCUAUAUUUGCCCAAGAAGUAAGUCUCCAGUACCUGUGGGAGAAGGAUUACCAAGUGUUGGUAUUUUAUCACAGUCCAGUGGCUCUUGAGGUACCAUUUCUUUGGCCAGGGCAGAUGAUGCCAGCUCCUUGGGCAAACACAACAGACCCAGAAAAACUGAUUCAGUUUCUUCAGGCAUCAAUCAUUGAGAGAAGAAAGAAGGGCUCCUUUUUUAUAUCUCAAGUGGUGCUGACCCCCAAAGCUAGUACUGUGGUUAAGGGUGUUACUAGUGGACUCAGAGAAACAAUCACAGAAAGGGCACUUCCUGCAAUGAUGCAUUGGGUCCGAACUCAGAAACCAGGAGAAAGUGGUAUCAAUAUUAUCACUGCUGAUUUUGUAGAACUUGGUGACUUUAUCAGCACUGUCAUAAAACUCAACUAUAUCCUGGAUGAAGGCGAAGCUGAUACUACUUGAUACUACUGCAAUAUAUUUGUUGUUCAUUGAGUAGAUUUAAAAAGAAAACCCAAUUGUAUUAGAAAAAAAUAUCUUGUAACACACAGAUCUUCCUAUAACACUGAAUCUCUGAGGUGUUUAGGGCAGUAGUGGGUGGGCAAAGGGAAAUGUUUUCAUUGGUUAUUAUAAUGUUCUACCUUAAUAAACCCUCAUGUUUUUCA
Molecule: messenger RNA, 1375 nt
Organism: Mauremys reevesii (Reeves's turtle)
Lineage: Eukaryota; Metazoa; Chordata; Testudines; Geoemydidae
Gene: PLCXD3
Product: phosphatidylinositol specific phospholipase C X domain containing 3
Exons: 3
Coding region: 207-1175 (322 amino acids)
Biological process (GO): lipid metabolic process
Cellular component (GO): synapse
Molecular function (GO): phosphoric diester hydrolase activity
Source: RefSeq, a predicted model, not a curated record